Rhipicephalus sanguineus (brown dog tick) is the source of this 4326-nucleotide messenger RNA. Its product is annotated as Down syndrome cell adhesion molecule-like protein Dscam2. The transcript has 24 exons. The record is from RefSeq and is a predicted model, not a curated record. Gene Ontology annotation, molecular function: cell-cell adhesion mediator activity. Bases 1 to 4326 code for a protein of 1441 amino acids. Gene Ontology annotation, biological process: axon guidance; dendrite self-avoidance; homophilic cell-cell adhesion. NCBI's taxonomy places the organism in Eukaryota, Metazoa, Arthropoda, Arachnida, Ixodida, Ixodidae. Gene Ontology annotation, cellular component: axon; plasma membrane.
AUGGAAAUAGCGGCCAGGCUUGAGCGAGAGCGGCCGGGCACACGCCUGGCUAAUUGGUCAGGCGAUACACUUAGUGAAGUUCACCGCGGGGAACACGGAAGCGGGCCCCGACUGGUGUUGGAACCACAGAGCGUGGUGCGCUUUUCGAGCGAGACGGGUGCCGUGCUGCCCUGCUCGGCCGAGGGUCGUCCCGUUCCCGCCAUCGCGUGGGAGAUGGCCGACGGGGGUCCAGCCAACGACAUAUCGGGCCUCAGAGAGACCCGCCCGGACGGAUCUCUCGUGCUGCGGUCUUUCGGUCCUUCCUUGUUCAGGCCAGAGAUUCACUCGGCCACGUACCGCUGCGUGGCCUCCAACGCCCUGGGCCUGGUCAAAAGCCGCCUCGUCCACGUUCGGGGAGUGGUGGCGGAGGACUUCGUGCCCAUCGUGCAGGACGUGUACGCCAUACGAAGAAACGCUGCCGUCCUGCGGUGUCAUCUACCCGCCGCAGUGAGGGACUACAUCACAGUGGUGUCUUGGAUGCGCAGCGACGGAGCUGUAGUAGGCAGCCGUGGCACCGCUGGGCAGAAAGGUGCAGAAGGCCGCUAUGCUAUGCUGCCGACUGGUGAAUUGGUAACACGAGGCCUCGGAGCGACGGCCUCGGAAGCGUUCUACACCUAUCGGUGCCAGGUGCGCAAUGCGUUCACCGGACAGACACGUCUCAGCGACACCGCCGGAAAAAUCGUCGUGACUGAACCUGUGAGCGAUCUUGCACCUCGCAUGACGGAGACCCGUAGGCUGGUGCAUGUGGUGCAGGGGCAAGAAGCCGCACUGCCGUGCGUUGCUCAGGGCCAUCCGCCCCCUGCUUACUCGUGGUUUCGUGUCACCGACCGCAUGCACAAGAGACCGACUUCGGGUUCGGGCCUCGGCGGUGACGUCAUUCCCUUGAGGUCAUCGGAUAGAAUGCUGCUCCGGUUCGGUGGGUCGGUGCUGGUGAUACGGGCAGCCAGUGUCAAGGACGGUGGGAAGUACAUCUGCGUUGCCAACAGCUCGGCCGGACAAGAAAAGGUCUAUACGGAAGUACACAUUUCCGUUUUCCCACCAGCUUCGCUGUCUGCUCACGUGGAGCCGGCCGCGCAAGUAGUGGACGCCGGCAGAAGCAUCAACGUCACCUGCCGAGUGUCCGGGCAGCCGGUGCACGGCGUGUUGUGGACUCGCAACGGGCGGCCACUCUUUUCCGCAUCACCUGGCCGCGACGGAAUCAGUGGCGAUGCGCUUUCGCCGACUUCUUCGGCGAGGGUGAGGCUCCUCUCCCGUGACGUGCUGCGCAUCGUCUCGGCGAAGCGCCAGGACAGCGGCAUGUUCCAGUGUCUCGCCUUCAACGCAGACGAUUCUGCCCAAGGAAGCGCGGAAAUCAUCGUCCGAGAGGAUGCUCCUGUGUUGAAUCACGUGUUCUCCGAGCUUCUGGCGGUGCCGGGCAGCACCGUGUCGCUGAGAUGCGCAGCUUCCGGGAACCCACUGCCGCAAGUGACGUGGGCGCUGGACGGAGACUCCGUGCCGGAGAGCUACAACGUGCGAGUAGGCGAUUACGUCAGCAGUGAACGUCUUGUGCACAGCUACGUGAACUUGACGGGAGUCCGGGUUGAAGACGGUGGCCUGUACGCCUGUGAGGCGCGCAACAGCGCUGGCCAGGCAUCGCACUCAGCUCGCCUAAUUGUUCCUGGGAGGCCCGUGCUGCGACGCCCGAUGGGCAACGUCACGGCGCUGGCAGGUCGCAGCAUGGUCCUACACUGUCCCGUAGCCGGGCAUCCCAUUCGCAGCGUUACUUGGAAGAAAGAUGGACGUUGGCUACCACAGAACCACCGCCAACGCAGUUUUCCGAAUGGCACGCUGGUGGUGAACCAAGUGCAACGCGGCCAGGACAGUGGCACGUACGGAUGCAUGGCUACAGAUCCCGAUGGAAACAUGGCUGGUGGCGAGCUCACUGUGAGAGUGAUGACGCCUCCCGUGGUGAGCCCGUUCAAUUUUCCCAACGACCUCACGGAGGGCAAGCGGGCCGGUGCCGCCUGCAUCGUGUCGGACGGGGACCCGCCCAUCUCCAUCGGAUGGCUCAAGGACGGCCGGCCUCUGGACGAGACGGCGCUCGGCGCAACCGUCUCCCGGACCAACGACUACACCUCUUUCUUGUCCAUCGCAGCCGUCCGCCAGGAGGCGCACUCCGGCCUUUACACGUGCGUGGCCUCCAAUCCGGCCGCCUCGGCAAACCGGAGCGCCACGAUGGUCGUGCGAGUUGGUCCCCGAUGGCGUCAUCGACCAGAGGACAAGGCUGCGACCAUGGGUCAGCCUGUAACGUUCGACUGCCAGGCAGAUGGAUUUCCUGUGCCCGUGAUACGCUGGAAGAAAGAGCGCUUGUCGGAGGAUGGCGGCCGCCAGUUUGCUACGAUCACCAGCAGUGCCCGCGUUCGGGUUCUGGAGAACGGCACACUGGCCAUCGACGACGUUGACCGCUCGGACGCCGGCCGAUACCUGUGCCAGUCGCUGAACGGAGUCGGACCGGGCGUCUCGACCGUCGUCAAGCUGGACGUUCACGUGGCGGCCCAUUUCGUCGAGAAGUUCAAGGCGGUCACAGUGCGGCGUGGUGAUUCGGCCAGCCUGGAGUGCAGGGCUCAUGGCGACCCGUCCAUAGAUCUGAGUUGGACCCGGGAUGGCCGUCGCUUCGAUCCUGCUCAAGAGCCCAGGUAUGCGGUCGAGAAGAAUACCGGCAGCUCGUGGUCGGAGUCCGUACUGCGCAUCACGGGCGCCGACCGUCGGGACUCUUCGCUCUUCGGGUGCCGCGCAGAGAAUGCUUACGGUGCUGACGACGCCAGCUUUCGGCUCAUCAUACAAGAGCCUCCUGACAAAGUUGCUGGCCUCGAGCCCACGCACAUAUCGAGCCGAACGGUGACGUUGGCCUGGUCGGUGCCUUACUCGGGCAACAGCCCCUUGCUGAAGUACCUGCUUGAACACAGGACAUUGUCUGGAACUUGGGAACGCGAAGUGGAUGUCUCCACUGCGCAUCCAACUGAUGGUGGGCUUUCGCAUCUCGUACAAGGGCUGCAACCGUCCACCAACUACGAAUUCAGAGUCCGAGCUGGAAAUGCCCUCGGACUGGGUGACUUCAGCGAUCCGACCAUAGUCACCACCAAGCAAGAAGCUCCAAGCGGCAGCCCGCAGGACAUCAAAGUGACGCCAGCCGGCUCUCGAAGCCUUUACGUGACAUGGAAGCCACCGUCCGAGGAAGACAAGUACGGCGGAGUGCAAGGCUAUUACGUAGGCUACCGCGUGUGGGGCAGCGGCCAGCCUUACCUGUACAAGACUCUGGAGAGCCGCCUGCCUUCCUCCUCGCCGUCACAACUGCAACAGUGCAUCCUCAGCGAGCUGCGUCCCCGGACCCGCUACGGCAUCGUGGUGCAAGCCUUCAACGCUGAUGGUGCCGGACCAUCGUCCGACGAAAUCGUCGCGCACACACCGGACGUUGACCUUCCCGCUCCUCCGCUGCUAAAGCUGGUAUCCACCACAUCCUCCACGAUUCAGCUCAGCUGGCUGGCAUCGAAGCACCAACCUAUCGACGGCUAUGUCUUGUUCUACAAAGGUGAACCUCGACUCGGUCGGCCAACGAGUGUUGUUGCCGAAGGGACGCCGGAAUGGUCGUCCGUGCAAACCACUGCCGAGAGGUCGACGUAUGUGUUUCGCGGCUUGAGCUGCGGCAGCAGUUACGUCUUCUACGCGUUGGCCUUCAACUCCGCAGGUCGAGGACCUCGAAGCAACGUCGUGUUGGCCAAGACUGACGGGUCAGUUCCCGUAGCUCCCGACUUACGAGAGCUGCUCGUGGCGAACCCGACUCGCGGUGUCCUGCGACUGACCGCGUGGAAAAGCGGUGGCUGCCCGAUCACUUCGUUCACCGUGCUCCACAGGAGACAUUCCGCGCACGACCACUGGGACCCUCCGGUCACUGUGCAUGCACCGGAUGCGUCCGAGUUAUCAAAGCUACCGCAGGAGCUGGCCAUCAGGCACCUGACACCGGCCACCAGGUACCAGCUGCUUGUCACGGCGCACAGCGAGGCCGGCUCAACGCACGCCGAGUACGUGUUCGCCACGCCCACGCUCUCUGAAGGUGCCUUGUCGGCCACUCACUGGACGGAGGCGACUGACCUGCAACGCCGAAGCGUUGACGUCGUCGUGCCCGUAGUGUGUACGGUGCUGGUUACGCUGCUUGGGGCGGCCGUGGUCGGCUACGCUAUGUCCCGCAGGCGUCUUGCUGCCCUUCGAAGACGUCGGUUAGGAUCCUUCCUGACCUUGCUGCAGCCCUGA